Molecule: messenger RNA, 4493 nt
Organism: Hymenoscyphus albidus
Lineage: Eukaryota; Fungi; Ascomycota; Leotiomycetes; Helotiales; Helotiaceae
Source: the annotation of a GenBank genome assembly
AUGGCGUCUUCAAACUCGAGGCAGUCAAAAUCGGCGCCUUCGAAGCCACGGUCUUCAAACUCAAGGCGAUCAACAACGAAAUCUAGGGACAUCGAUUCUAUGCUGACGCCCCCCUCGAGAUUCGAAGAAUUGCGAGAACAGGAACUUAUACUUGCCAGAAGGCUACGAACGAACCGAGAAAUCAUCAGGCAUACCACCUGGAACAACGUCAUUCAGCAGAUUAAGAGUGACAGAGCCAUACAAGGAGAGGACGGCGAGAAAACUGACGACACCGUGACGCGACAUAAAAAACCCGUCCAGUUUUUCAACUUUCGCCCCUUCGACACGGCGAUCGCAUGUCAUAAAUUGGCGGUCGCAAAUGGUGGAACCUUCCUUCCUGUUCAUGUUGUUGACCCCAGGGGAAUUCCCUCACCAUUAGCACCAGGAAUCCAUCCGCCAUCCCUUCCCAAAAUCAAAGAGCGCUGUGACGCUUUCGGGAGAAUAUACAGAGAUGGAGCAUCCAACCCGGAGGUCUGGCUGAGCUGGAAACGCGCUUACGAUCUUUGGAACAACUACUACAUCGAGGGACGUGUGAACGCGGAGUGGUUGAAAGAACAGCUGGAGUGGGUUAAGACCCAGAGAGGGGGACCGAAAAGGAGAAGGUAUCUUGGUCCACCUCAGGCGACGAAGGACAUGAAAGUUUAUGAAGAAGGAAGAGUGUGCCUCGAGCACGAAUUGCCAAUUCCCAUGGAAGGAACAAAGUGGGUUCGCUCAGCGGAACCACCGCAAAUGAGGGAGGUGGAAUACGGGAAAGAGCAGAGGCCGACUGGAAGAAAGACGAAGAAGAAGAGACAAAAGAUUAUCAUGAACGAGCAAGCGACAAAGAUGGCUCCCUCGUUUGAUUACCCUGUUGAAAGGGUGAUUUUCGAAAGAGAACAUCCGCUCCCACGCAAAGGGGGAGUUGAGGACACUGGUGUAAGGAUAACAAAACUUAAAUAUGAAAAGACGGCGAGGCAGCCUAUCGAAAUCAAGACCCCCGAAGGAAAGUUGGUCACCAUCUUUGCGCCGUGGGUGGAAGAACAGCCGGAUCCUGAUCGUGGUCCUGAGGUGGAAUGGGAAGAGUACGAAGUUGACGAAAUGGAGGAAGUCCCGGUCAAGAGACAAGCACUUGUGCCCGUGUGGGAGUUGGUGGACGAGAUCCCAGAUGUCCCUCCAACUGUCGGGGAUGAGGAAGAAGCCGACAAAGACAUGUGGCCAACCGAAUUCCCUGACUACGAUGAGUCGGUUAACGGUGGAUUUGAAGCACUCAAGAAGUACGAUGAUGAUAGGAAACUUGAGGAACGUACAAACAACACGGUUUGGCGACCGCGAAGAAUUGGAGAAACGAAAGACGAGAUCAAUGCAAUUGACGAGCAAAGAAAUAGAGCGUCGAUGGAGGAGAAUAUAGACAACAGCUUCCGGGCGAUGACUGAAUUUGAAGUCGAUGGCGGCGUAGACUGUGCUGUAGAGCCAUUCCCUGUAAGUCGGCCUUUCUCUUUGGUAAAGAUAACACCAUACAUAUGAUCCUUCCGAUUUGUCAUUGAAAAUAUCGCUAACCUUCCAAUCAAUACGUAGGCUCUUCGGUGGGUCGACAUUUACGUCCGUCACAAAAGAGGUGUGUUUAGGAAACGCAGGAUCUGGGACCGCGUGACUGGGACAGUCUUUAACCUGCCAACCGAACCAUUAUCCAUGGAUGCCGAUGUUGACCUCGACAAACGUAAGCCUCCACCAAGAAAUCAUGCAACUGAUAUUUUCCCUCUGGAUAUCCGCCGUGUUCGUGUUCAUGACCCGAAUGCGGCUCCCGAGCCACCACUCACAAACGACGACGAAGAGGAGGUUCAGAUUGAGGGCCUGGAAGCCCUCCAAACUGUUCGUAGUAUGGAGCCAGAUGAUCCAUGGUGGGUCACUGAUGAGCAAAUGAUGUUGCGUGAUAUGCCUCCAAGACGAUGGCCGAUGGCAAAGGGUCAUGGCAGAGAUGGCGAGCUGCUACCGUGGGAUGACUGGGAUUGGCGCCAGCAUCGAGAAUAUGACGAAAAAGGAUUGUACAGAUACUUCGCUACAAACCUUCAAAGAGGGUGUCUCCGGAUCAAUGGUGUCGAGGUCAAAGAGGGACAAGUUGUGGGCCCACUGCCGGAAUUUGCGAUCAUCGAAUGCCCAGGCGGUCAAAUUGCCUUUUGGCAUGGGAGAAAGGGAAGGAUGUACGGAGAUGAAGGAGCCCUAGACCUUAAUGAGCAGCUAAAACAAUGGGAAAUCCUGAGGCAGCAGACCGUUUGGAAAUAUGCUGGAAUGAGUGCCGGUGAAGUUUGGUUAGAGAAGAUCAUUGACCGACUGAAGCGAGAAGAAGCGGGAUCAGAGGGAGAGGAUGAUGACGACUUUUGGAAUGGAAUCAAAGCAUGGGAGAAAUCCGACUCUCUUCCAGAAGAUACGCCAUUCCAAACUGUUGGUAUGUUAAUUCUCGGCCCCCGACCAUCAGAGUCUAUUGAAAGAGCAAAACUAACAGAUCUGGUGUACCAUUAGGAAAGAUUAAGCCUGGGAGAGACUAUGAUAUCACAACAGCCCUUUCCAAUCCUCGGCGCCCAGUAGACAAAGACAACCAAGAUGUGACUAAGCCAAUCGAAAUUGAUGACAACCCCCUCCCAGACAACGAGAGGCUCAGAGUACCCUAUGUCUUCCCCUCUCCAGAUGAUGAACUCAAACAUCUCGCUAUCACCAAUGUCGAGUUUGGAAAAAAGAUUCGAGAGAUUCUCAGAGAUCCCACUAGACAACCCCAAGGGGAGGCUUUUUGGCUUGGUACAGCAAUCCCUCGCAACUUCCCACGAAAGGGAACAGUCCGCAGCAAAGUCAUCGAGGAGGGAUGGAGGAAGUCUCGCGAUGAUAUUAUCCGGACGCAGAAAGAGUAUGUGCGAAUCAUGCGAAUUGAGCUUGAAUCGAAGAAACGAACGUUCUCGGAAGAUUCAAGUGCUCAGAACGAAGCGUCAAAAAGACGACGUCUUGAGGAUGGCAAAUCAGCACCUGUAUCCCGCCCUGAAUGGAUGGAUGAGCUCGUGGCGAUCUCAGAUGAGCAACGACGGCAACGAGAUAGGUUGAAAGAGGACGAUAAGGUCGAGCGCUUGAUGCAGAAGAAUCCAAAUCUUAUGAAGAACGAUCUCGUCAGACAAUUAAGGAAAGAAAAGAAAAGAGAGGCUGAUGAACUGGAGGAGCUGCGAAAGGAGGAGAACAGGAAACGAAGGAAGAGCAAACAGCCUGAGAUCGAUGCGGCAAGACCAUAUGUAGCAGCACUCCUAGAGUCAAUGCCAAAGGCGACUCCUACUCCACGUCGAUCAAGCGCCGAGAAGAUGGCUUCCAGAACACCCAAACCCGUGAAGACUCCAAUCAUUGCUGAGGUACCAGAGCUGCCGAGAACCAUCCAGCCUACCAAAACACAGUCAGCUACCAAACCAGCGGGACGAAAAGUAGUAGAUGCUAACGAUGGACAAGAAGUUAACAAAUCACCUUCGAAAAAAUCUCCCCCCAAGCAACCAGUACCAGUCCCAACGUCUCCCACGAAACAAGCAAGACCUGGCCAAAAGUCUCCUACCAAGCAACCAGCACCCACUCAAAGGUCCCCUCCAAAAAAACCAGUACCUACCCCAAAGUCUCCCACCAAGAAAAAACCAAAAAUCAACAUCACAAAACUACCACCAACAGCAAGACCCCUCAGUUCCGGCAAGAAAGUAACUACUCGAAUCAAUCGUCGGUAUCCCGCCAAUCUCCUGCCGAUAAAACUCAAGCAAUUCCAAGAGUGGGACAAAAUCUUCGAAACCGAGGGCGCCCUCGGCGAAGUGUGGCAAACGGCCCUCGCAGCGGACAGAACAUUAUCAACAUGGUACAUAGAAUACACCAAGUACCACGAGCCCGAGAAAAUGGGCUUCCCAACGGAGACGAAUUUCCGGAAUGGGUUGAGGUCCAAUUUCAACGCUCGUGCUCAGGCUGCUGGGCUCAAACCAGAUGAGUUUGCUCAAAGUGAGGGAUACAAGAGUAUCGAAGAUUGGAUCAACAAGGAGGUAGGGCAGCAAAACAACCCCGUGACUUCUGGGCUCUACCCCAAUCUGGACGGUGGAAUCUACAUGACGCCAGGAAGCAUCACUGCUCCUAGAAGGGGGUCCAAAGCGACAAAGCAGAAUACUACCACCAGAGCCAUGGCUGAUCGAGCCGUUGAAAUCGGCUUGGAAGCAGAAGCUCGCUUAGCGGGUGAGUCAGUCGAGGAAUAUCUGAACGACAUAGGCAAGACCAGGGAACAGUACUCCGCCCCGGCUCUCGGCGGGCUCGUUGACGUUCAAGACUCACAAGACAGGGAAACAAAGGACAAAACAUAUAAGGAUAAUAUUGAGUGGAUACUGGCUGCGCAAAACUUCGAGCAACAGGUUGAGUUCCUAGAAGAAAGCCCGCUGCCCGAUCCGAAAUCGGAGAAUGGGCGGAUAUAUGCAGAGAUUUGA